AUGCCACCCAACGAAGCAAUUAUAGAGCAAGCGAUCGCUCAAUUGAAUCGACAAUUGAUUCCUAAAUAUGCUGAGGUUGCAAAGGAAUUCGGAAUCAAUCGCAUUACCUUGAUGCGGCGGUUCAAAGGUCAACAGGUCUCCAGAACAGAGGCAACAUCAAUCUACUGUCAGAAUCUCACAAAUACUGAAGAACAACGCCUCCUAUUUCAUAUUAAUCUGUUAUCCGAUCGCGGCUUCCCUGUGACACCUCAAAUACUGCGCAAUUUUGUAUUUGAGAUCACCAAAAUGCAAUUGCAGGAGAAGAUCAAGCAGUAUAAUAUCCUACCCCAGAACACCUACAAUUUCGAUGAAAAAGGCUUUCUUCUUGGCCUCCUUCAUACCCUCAAGCGAAUCGUUUCUAUAGAAGCUCUCAAACAGAAGCAUACAAUUGGAGCAGUGCAGGAUGGCAGUAGAGAAUUCAUUUCUCUGCUUGCCAGUAUUUGUGCAGAUGGAACUACAAUUCCACCUGCACUCAUUUACCGCAGGGAAUCAAGAGAUAUGCAAGAUACGUGGCUUGAAGAUUUUGAUCCUAAAAAGGAUCAGGCAUACUUCGCUGCUUCAGAAAAUGGAUGGAAUCCUGCCCGCGUUCUCAAAAAGAUUCAACCACGUCCACUUACACCCCCGGAACUGCUUCAGCAGCGUACACCUACAUCUAUACGAUCUUUGCAAGGCCUGAUAAAGCAGGCAAGUCAACGUCACCGCCGACUUUCAGUUGAUAUUAAAAAAAUUCUCCGCGCUGGGGAGAAUAUUGCUCUGGACAGAGAGGUUCUCUUAAUAGAGAAUAAGAAUCUUCAGACUGCUCUAAAUAAUGAGAGAAGGCGACGCAAACGGGGUAAGCAUAUGGGGUUGCUUAAUCCAUCAAAUCCCUCACUUGCUCAAUUCUUUUCUCCCACAAAGGUGCAGGCCGCGAGGGAGCAAGCAGAUGCUAAUGAAACUGCGAAAAUCAAUGAUCAGGCACGCAAGGAGGAUAUGAAGCUUCAACGAGCGGUUCUUCGUGAGCAAAAGCAGGCAGAGCUCAUGGAGCGGAAGGAACAACGUGAGAAGGAACGUUUAGAAGCUGCUCAACGCCGUGAAGAGGCCAAAGCUGCAGCUGCAGCUAAAAAUUGUAUAGAGAAGCAACGGCGAGAUGAACAGAAGCUUCAACUGCAAAAAGAGAAGGAAGAACAUGCUGCUAAACAUCAUGAAGCACAGUUGGCAAAGAAGGCACUCGCGGAGGCCUCAAAGAGGCCUACAAGAAGAUCAACAGUGGGCUCAAAACACCGUAGAAGCUCUAUACAACCUUCUAAAAGCGAGCGCUUUUUGGAGUUCGUUAUAGACUCAGAUAACCAAGCUCACAAACACUCUAUGGGAUUUCAACAAAAGGCUGGAUAUUUAAGCUAG
This is a messenger RNA of Histoplasma mississippiense, 1419 nucleotides long. RefSeq lists its product with no specific name. Lineage: Eukaryota; Fungi; Ascomycota; Eurotiomycetes; Onygenales; Ajellomycetaceae. The record is from RefSeq and is a predicted model, not a curated record. The transcript is spliced from 5 exons. Bases 1 to 1419 code for a protein of 472 amino acids.